Messenger RNA from Aphanomyces astaci, 331 nucleotides. RefSeq lists its product as hypothetical. The record is from RefSeq and is a predicted model, not a curated record. The transcript has a single exon. Lineage: Eukaryota; Oomycota; Saprolegniomycetes; Saprolegniales; Verrucalvaceae. Bases 1 to 174 code for a protein of 57 amino acids.
AUGUGCCGAAAGAUUGACUGCUCUGUGUGCCACAAGCCAACAUGGGCCGGAUGCGGCCAGCAUAUUGACUCGGCCCUGGCCAAUGUCGCCGUAGCCGACCGUUGCCCGUCCUGGCAGACUGGCAAGCACGACGCCGCCGUUACUACUGCCGCCGCGCCGUCGAAAGCCAACUAACUGACGAAAACAGUUCAUUCGAGACUUUUGUCACUUGAUUCCUUGUGCUGCUGAGUUUACAGUAAUCUUACGAGUCGGAACUGGUCCCCAUGUCACAGUGUCCACCCAACGUGAAAACCUUUGUCUUAAUGCACCAAGGUUGAGAGGGGUUGCCGAC